AUGCCUGACUUCAAGAUCUCGGCGUCCCUUGAGGGCCACAGCGAUGAUGUCCGCGCUGUGGUCUUUCCUUCUCCCAAUCUGAUAUUCUCUGCUUCUCGUGAUGCGACCGUUCGACGUUGGAAGCUCCUUUCCUCCCCACCACCCACUUACGACGAUACAAUCACGGCACAUGGACAGGCUUUCAUCAAUAGCUUAGCUUGCCUCCCGCCUACACUUGAGUACCCCGAGGGCCUCGUGCUAUCGGGUGGUCAGGAUACCAUCAUUGAGGCCCGACACCCCAACAAGGUUGCGAGUGACAAUGCUGAUGCCAUGCUGCUCGGACAUGCUCAUAACGUCUGUUCCUUGGAUGUAUCUCCUGAUGGUGGCUGGAUUAUCAGUGGUAGCUGGGAUUCAUCAGCCUGCCUCUGGAAGAUCGGUAAAUGGGAGCCCGAGGUGAUUUUUAAGGGUCACGAGGGCAGUGUUUGGGCGGUCCUGGCUUAUGAUAAGGACACUAUCAUCACUGGAUGCGCCGACCAAAUGAUUCGCAUAUUCAAUACCACAGGCACCCUUCUUGGAAGCUUCAAGAACUCCGAUGACGUCGUUCGUGCCCUAUGUAAGGUCCCAACAUCGAAUCCCACAGGCGCCCAGUUCGCAACCGCUAGCAACGAUGGAAUAAUUCGAUUGUAUACCUUGAAGGGGGAUCUGGUCGCCUCUCUUAAGGGUCAUCAGAGCUUCGUUUACUCUCUCGCCGCGCUUCCAUCUGGUGAGCUUGUGAGUGCCGGCGAGGACCGAACCGUCCGAGUCUGGAAUGGUACAGAAUGUGUGCAGACUAUCACCCACCCUGCCAUCUCUGUAUGGAGCGUUGCAGCUUGCCAGGAGAAUGGAGAUAUCGUUACAGGUGCCAGUGAUCGUGUUACUCGUGUUUUCAGCAGAAGCCCAGACCGUCACGCCACCCCAGAAGUGAUUCAGCUGUUCGAUCAAGCUGUCAAAGACUCGGCCAUUCCGGCUCAGCAAGUUGGAUCAGUUAAUAAGGAACAACUGCCUGGCCCAGAGUUCCUUAAGCAGAAGUUGGGGACGAAGGAGGGUCAAGUCCAGAUGAUUCACGAGAGUGAUGGAAGUGUGACCGCACACACAUGGUCCUCCCAAUCACAGGAGUGGAUUGCCGUGGGUACAGUUGUUGAAUCUGCAGGAAGCAGUGGACGCAAAACUGAAUAUCUUGGACAAGAUUAUGAUUACGUCUUUGAUGUCGAUAUCGAAGACGGAAAGCCCCCGCUCAAGCUUCCUUACAACGCUUCCCAGAAUCCAUACGAGGCAGCCACUAAAUUCAUUGGAGACAACGAACUAUCCAUGAAUUAUCUGGACCAAGUUGCAGCUUUUAUAACACAAAACACUCAGGGUGCCACCCUUGGCCAGCCUCAAGAACCAGCAUCUCAGGGCGCAGAUCCAUGGGGCUCGGAUCGACGUUAUCGUCCUGGUGACGCUACUGCUGACCAAAACGCUCAACCACCAAUUCCAGAAUCUCGCCCAGAGGUCCUUCCCCAGAAGACCUAUCUCUCUAUCCGAUCUGCAAACCUCAAGCUUGUCUCUAAAAAGCUCUUGGAAUUGAAUAAGAAGCUCAUCGACGAGGGCUUAAAAAAUAAAGCGUUGAGUCCUUCUGAAGUGGAAGAUGUAAUGGCCUUGUGCGACCAGUUGGAAUCGACCCCAAAACUUGCAGAAUCCUCGCGGCCCAUCGUUGAAUCAGGAGUGCCAUUGAUUGUUAAAAUCGCAACUACAUGGCCUGAUAUCAAUAGGCUUCCAGGCCUGGAUCUCCUUCGCCUCCUGGCUGCAGCCUCACCGCUUAGUGCGACCUUGAAUUACGAUGGUGAAAAUCUUGUGACAGCUAUUCUGGAAAGUGAGGUUUUCGAGUUACCUUUCAACGUUAAUAACGCAAUGCUUGCCAUUCGGACUUUCGCCAACCUCUUUGAAACGGACCCCGGCCGAGAUCUGGCCAUGGCCCACUUUGACCAAAUCCUGGCGGGAGUAAAGUCAGCCCUGGAAAAUGCUGGAGAUUCGCCGAACCGUAAUCUCGUCAUUGCCGUGACAACUCUGUAUAUCAACUUUGCCGUCCACCUUUCUUCGGAUAGCUCAUCUCCUGACUCUGCCGAGCGUGGCUUGGUUCUUCUUGAAAACCUUACUAAGAUUCUCGCCGGAGAAAAAGACUCUGAAGCAGUCUAUCGGGCGCUUGUUGCUUUGGGAACAUUGGUCAAGACUCUCGGACACGAGGUGAAGAGUGCGGCGAAGGAUAUCUACGAGGUCGGCAGUAUUCUCACACGAGUCUCCGGGUCUGCCCCAGGAAAAGAGCCCCGUAUCAAGGGCGUCAUCGGCGAGCUUCGGAAAACUCUUUAA
Messenger RNA from Penicillium taxi, 2364 nucleotides. RefSeq names its product WD repeat PLAP family protein. Bases 1 to 2364 code for a protein of 787 amino acids. Gene Ontology annotation, cellular component: nucleus; cytoplasm. Lineage: Eukaryota; Fungi; Ascomycota; Eurotiomycetes; Eurotiales; Aspergillaceae. Gene Ontology annotation, biological process: proteasome-mediated ubiquitin-dependent protein catabolic process; ubiquitin recycling. Gene Ontology annotation, molecular function: ubiquitin binding. The transcript is spliced from 3 exons. The record is from RefSeq and is a predicted model, not a curated record.